UGUUCUUUCUUGGCUAACUGUUGCAAGCUAACUAGUGCGCAAGACGCGCAAGCUCUCGAAUUCAGAUCAAGAGGCAUUGACAUCCACCCUGCAGAGCUUUCAGCGCCGGUUCUUACUGAAGACGGCAGUUAUUACGGCUCUCCAUCUCUAAUGGCUCCCCCAUUGCGUCACAGGUUACUGCGCAUCUUUGUCAACGAUGACCGCCAUGUCAUGGCGAAACACUCUGCCAUCUAUCCAACUCAGGAGGAGCUGGAAAAUGUACAGAACAUGGUUUCUCACACAGAGCGGGCCCUAAAGGCUGUCUCCGACUGGCUGGAUAGACAGGAAAAAGGGACCUCCAAACCCGACUCUGACGCUGCAGACGCUGAGAAGGAAAUUGAUUCCAAAGACCCUGCCACUCGCACUCUGCGUGGCGUAAUGAGGGUGGGCUUGGUUGCUAAGGGUCUGCUGCUAAAGGGGGAUCUGGAUCUGGAGCUGGUGCUCCUCUGUAGGGAAAAGCCCACCACCGAUCUGCUGAGGAAAGUGGCAGAAAACCUUUCUGCACAGCUAAAGCUGAUAACGGAGGAGAAGUAUGUGGUGACCCAGGACAUCCAGGAGGCCAGCAUUGUCAUCCAAAACACAAAGGAGCCCCCGCUCACGCUGACCAUUCACCUGACGUCCCCGCUGGUCCGCGAAGAGAUGGAGAAGACCACUGCUGGAGAAACGCUUUCAGUCAUCGAUCCCCCGGAUGUUCUGGACAGGCAGAAAUGCCUAACUGCCUUGGCAUCUCUACGCCACGCUAAGUGGUUCCAGGCUAGAGCGAACGGGCUGCGCUCCUGCGUCAUCGUCAUCCGCAUCCUGAGGGACCUGUGCGCCCGUGUUUCCAUGUGGGCGCCGCUGCGUGGCUGGCCUCUGGAGCUGAUCUGCGAGAAAGCAAUCGGCACAGGGAACCGGCCAAUGGGAGCAGGAGAAGCUCUGCGGAGAGUUUUGGAAUGUUUGUCCUCAGGAAUCCUAUUAUCAGAGGGUCCUGGAAUUUCUGAUCCGUGUGAGAAGGAGCCCACGGACGCCGUCGGUCAUUUGAACAGCCAGCAGAGAGAAGACAUCACCGCCAGUGCUCAGCAUGCCUUAAGACUGUCAGCCUUUGGACAGCUUCACAAAGUUCUUGGAAUGGACUCGCUUCCCUCUAAAAUGCCCAAAAAGGCUCGAACUGAGGCUCCUAUUGGUUACACAGUCCAAAUCCCACCAAGCACGACCUACGCCACACCAAUGAAAAGGCCCAUCGAGGAAGAGGAGGGAACAGAUGACAAGAGUCCCAACAAAAAGAAGAAAAAGCUGCAGAAGAAAUCUGCUGAGGAGAAGGCCGAGCCCCCUCAAGCUAUGAACGCCCUCAUGAGGCUGAACCAGCUGAAACCGGGUCUCCAGUACAAGCUGAUCUCCCAGACGGGCCCGGUUCAUGUUCCGGUCUUCACCAUGGCCGUAGAGGUGGAUGGGAAGUCCUUCGAGGCUUCAGGUCCGUCCAAGCGCACCGCCAAGCUGCACGUCGCUGUGAAGGUUCUGCAGGACAUGGGUCUGCCCACCGGAGUGGACGUGAAGGCCGCUGAACCGGCGGCCAAAGCAGACGAGCCGGCCGCAGCCACGCCCGCAGAAGAACCUAAACCCGCCACAAUUCCAGCCGAAACUCCUGCAGCCACCAACGCAGACCAACCCGAACCCUCAGAGGCCGCUCGCCAGCAGGGACCAAUUUUGACGAAACACGGCAAGAACCCCGUCAUGGAACUGAACGAGAAGAGGCGGGGCCUCAAGUAUGAGCUCAUCUCAGAGACUGGCGGCAGCCACGACAAACGCUUCGUGAUGGAGGUGGAGAUUGACGGGCAGAAGUUUCAGGGCACCGGCUCCAACAAAAAGGUGGCUAAAGCGUACGCAGCCCUGGCCGCCCUGGAGCGCCUUUUCCCAGAAGGCUCGGCGCCCGAGGCUGUUAAGAAGAAGAAGGGCCUGCCCAUGCACCCUCCACCGUUUGCUAUGAUGGGUGGCGGGGAAUUAGGCGUGGCCAGGGGCCGAGGAAGAGGAGGGCGAGGCCGAGGAAGAGGCAGAGGCUUCAACAACGGAGGCGGCUACGGCCAGCCAGGUGGCUUUGGAUCCUAUGGUUACGGGAACGGUGGUGCCAACUCUGGCUACAAUUACAGCUCUGGGGGUUCAAACGGAGGAGCGGGGGCAUUGAGCAACCUGUCCAGCGGACCCCAGCUCGGAGCCGCACAAGGAUCGACCCCCGACCCCUACCCUUCCUUUUACCAAAGCUAUUCUCCUGCUAACAAACCCCAGAAGAAGAAACCCCCCAUGCACAAAGGCGGGAAAGCCCCCUUUCCGGGUUCUCCGGGCGGGGGGCCUGGACCUGCAGCGGGGUACCAGCCCAGUGGGCCUACAGGUCUGAGCUCAUACAAUCAGUACGGGCAGGGGAAGAAGAACUUCAGCCAGAACCAGGGGGGGGCAGGCAGUUACCUGUACAGCACCGCCUACCCCAGCCAGGUGACGGGGGGAGGCGGAAGCAACCAAGACUACAGCUACGACGGUUUCAGCAGCCAGUCCACCUACAGCUCGCAGGGGGCCGGAAACAACCUGGGCUUUGGCUCCACCCACACGCCGUACCACAACACGGGCUACGGCAGAGGAGACGGCGGCAUGAACUACCAGUACAGAUAGACUCCUCCCUCCCCCCCAAGCAUCGGCGAGUCCAAAGAAAGACGCUGCUUGUGCUCUGUGGCUUCUCCGUUCAGCUUCCUCGGUGUUUGUGUAGAUCACAGUGAGGCUGCAGCCCAGCAGAGUUCUGCUUUAGUGGUUUGGUCCGUGCUUCUUCCCGUCUUUUGGCAUAUUUACCUUUUAUUUUUUUUUAUUUUUUUUCUUGCUGCCAGUUCUCAAACACAUCUCUAAAUGUGAAGAAAUAUUUUUCCUUUUGAGAAGAGUGACGCCACUUUUUCCCCUCAAAUGGAAGGACUAGCGAAAUGCUGUAAAUAAGUUUGGAAGUUGGUUUUGAAGCGAUGCCUGUAAUUUUGGCUCAUUUUGUAAUGAAGCUGAUGUUUUAGUUGGGAAGGUUUCCAGAAGACAUUUCUGCUUAUUUUAUUGAAUGGAGCGUUGCUGUUCAUGUGUUGGUUUUAAUAAAUGAUUUUUAUUUUAGAUUCAGAGA
Messenger RNA from Oryzias latipes (Japanese medaka), 3157 nucleotides. It is a transcript of the gene ilf3b, whose product is annotated as interleukin enhancer binding factor 3b. NCBI's taxonomy places the organism in Eukaryota, Metazoa, Chordata, Actinopteri, Beloniformes, Adrianichthyidae. The record is from RefSeq and is a predicted model, not a curated record. Gene Ontology annotation, molecular function: single-stranded RNA binding; double-stranded RNA binding. Gene Ontology annotation, cellular component: precatalytic spliceosome.